This is a messenger RNA of Nelumbo nucifera (sacred lotus), 2584 nucleotides long. Its product is annotated as crooked neck protein, putative / cell cycle protein. Lineage: Eukaryota; Viridiplantae; Streptophyta; Magnoliopsida; Proteales; Nelumbonaceae. Gene Ontology annotation, biological process: spliceosomal complex assembly; mRNA splicing, via spliceosome. The record is from RefSeq and is a predicted model, not a curated record. Gene Ontology annotation, cellular component: precatalytic spliceosome; Prp19 complex; post-mRNA release spliceosomal complex. Gene Ontology annotation, molecular function: protein binding.
GCCUGUUGCCUCUUUAACCCUGGUCCGUCCUCUAACCCUCUUGCAUACUCCCCCUCUUUCUCUCGCCGGCUGUAUAAUCUUCCUGUCAACUGCUCUAUCUUUAUCUGUCCCUCUGGUAUUCUCGUAGGACAGGAGUCAACAGAGCUCCCACAAUCAACCAUGGCGUCCGCGAGAGAAUCAGAUCCUACGUUAGGAUAUCUGACGCGCAAAGAAACCGAGGUUAAGCUCCCCCGACCAACGAGAGUCAAGAACAAGACCCCCGCGCCGAUUCAGAUCACCGCUGAACAAAUUCUCAGGGAAGCCCGUGAACGUCAAGAAGCUGAGAUUAGACCUCCCAAACAAAAGAUCACUGACCCGACAGAACUUGCUGACUAUCGUCUUCGAAAGCGAAAGGAGUUUGAAGACCUAAUACGCAGAACCAGAUGGAAUGUCAGCGUGUGGAUAAAAUACGCCCAAUGGGAGGAAUCGCAGAAGGAUUUUGCUCGAGCUCGGUCGGUUUGGGAACGGGCUCUCGAAGUGGAUUACAGAAAUCAUACGUUAUGGCUCAAGUACGCCGAAGUGGAGAUGAAGAACAAGUUCAUAAACCAUGCGAGGAAUGUAUGGGAUCGAGCAGUCACCCUUCUCCCUCGUGUGGAUCAGCUCUGGUACAAAUACAUUCACAUGGAGGAGAUGCUUGGAAAUGUUGCAGGUGCACGCCAAAUAUUUGAGCGUUGGAUGAGUUGGAUGCCGGACCAACAAGGUUGGCUUUCAUAUAUCAAAUUCGAGCUUAGAUACAAUGAAGUCGAGCGAGCAAGGGCGAUUUUUGAGAGGUUUGUAGAGUGCCACCCAAAGGUCGGAGCAUGGAUUCGAUACGCCAAAUUCGAGAUGAAGAACGGAGAGGUCGCUAGGGCCAGAAACUGUUAUGAGAGGGCUGUUGAGAAAUUGGCGGACGACGAAGAGGCUGAAAACUUAUUUGUUGCGUUUGCGGAAUUUGAAGAACGUUGUAAGGAGACGGAGCGCGCACGAUGUAUUUAUAAGUUUGCCCUGGACCAUAUACCAAAGGGUCGAGCCGAAGACUUGUAUAGGAAGUUUGUCGCGUUUGAGAAGCAGUACGGGGAUAGGGAGGGGAUAGAAGAUGCAGUUGUGGGGAAGAGGAGGUUUCAGUAUGAGGAAGAGGUGAGAAAGAAUCCUCUAAAUUAUGAUCACUGGUUUGAUUAUAUCAGACUAGAAGAGAGCGUCGGUAACAAGGAGAGAAUUAGAGAAGUUUAUGAACGAGCAAUUGCUAAUGUUCCUCCUGCUGCAGAAAAGCGCUAUUGGCAACGAUAUAUCUACCUAUGGAUUAACUAUGCUUUAUAUGAGGAGCUUGAUGCAGAAGACAUGGAGCGAACAAGAGAAGUGUACAGGUGUUUCUCCGUUUUCCCAUUUGCAGAAGGCAUCCAUCUCCUUUUCAAGAUGGAAUGCCUUAAGUUGAUCCCACAUGAGAAGUUCUCAUUUGCAAAGAUUUGGUUAUUGGCUGCUCAAUUUGAAAUACGGCAGAAGAAUCUUAAGGCUGCACGGCUAAUCCUAGGCAACGCUAUUGGGAAGGCUCCCAAAGAUAAGAUAUUUAAGAAGUAUAUUGAAAUAGAGUUGCAACUUGGUAAUAUUGAUCGUUGUCGAAAACUCUAUGAGAAGUAUUUGGAUUGGGCACCAGAAAACUGCUAUGCGUGGAGCAAAUAUGCAGAGUUGGAGAGGUCUUUGAGUGAGACUGAACGGGCUAGAGCUAUUUUUGAACUUGCAAUAGAUCAACCUGCCUUGGAUAUGCCAGAACUAUUGUGGAAGGCUUAUAUAGACUUUGAGAUAUCAGAGGGAGAAUAUGAAAGAACCAGGCAGCUUUAUGAGAGAUUACUAGAUCGCACCAAGCACUUGAAGGUGUGGAUAAGCUAUGCAAAAUUUGAGGCAUCUGCUAUGCAAGAAGAAGACAAGGAUUCAAAUAUGCAGGAAGAGAAUGAUGAAGAAUUAGUUAAUGAAAGAAAACAGUGUCUCCUACGUGCUAGAAGAGUUUUCGAGAAAGCUGUUAACUACUUUAGAACAUCUGCACCUGAACUGAAAGAGGAAAGAGCUAUGCUUUUGGAAGAGUGGCUGAAUAUGGAGAGUAGCUUUGGCAAUCUUGGAGACAUCAGUUUAGUCCAAAGUAAGCUACCAAAGAAGUUGAAGAAGAGGAGACCAAUUGUAUCCGAGGAUGGUCCAGCUGGGUACGAAGAAUACUAUGAUUAUCAUUUCCCGGAGGAGACUCAGACUACGAAUCUCAAAAUCCUGGAAGCAGCCUACAAGUGGAAGAGGCAAAAAGUUGGUUCUGAUGAGGACUGAUUAUAACUCCCUAUUGUUGUCAUCACAAAUCUGAAUGGUUCUUCAAUGCAUUUGUGGGCCAUCAGAAACCAUCUUAACCAAAAACGAUUUGUAAAACUUCUUGUGAUUAACGAAAAAUUUUUCCUUCCCCAUCUCAAGUGGGAUUGAAUCGUCUGGUUACCUUCCUGGUUGGCAGCCCUCUAGAGCCGAGACACCACUUGUCCCUUUCUUUGUACAUAACACUGUGCAUGGGAGCAUGGAAAUAUAGAUUUGAAUUCAA